UUCUCAAAAAAAAAAGUGUUCUCACACACCACCACAUUCGAUCACUUGCUUUCCCUGGUAUGUAUGAUUUUUCUUUUCUAAUUAUUGAUUUUCAAAAACUUCUAUCAUGCUUAGGAGCAUAUUUUUUUGGGAUCAAGAUCGUCUGAAGUUACUUGUGUGCAGUUUUUGUGAAGUUCGUUAGAUCAUCAUCUUACAAGUAAUCUCAUGGAUUUUAUUAUGUCACAUCAUCUAGUCUUUAUUUUUUAUUUGUGGUUUUGAAAAAACGUUAAAGUUGCCUUCUGCAUCCAAACAAAGAGCAAACCCUAGGUUCUUCCAUUCACGAACUGGAAGUCUGGAUCCGCUUUCUCAUUCUUUCUCCUUCUCUUCCUCUUUUCGUCCAUUCUUUCUCGUGAAACAUUAAAGGGUUUUCAGAGUUUAAUUUAAAUGGUAGUUUUCUUUUCUCUUCAUCAUAUAAUUGUAUCUGGCAAUUUGAUUUGAAUUUGUCCUUGAGUUUUCAGCCUCAAAUCUUAUAACUACGUUAACAAUAAUAAUCUUGUUUGUUCUCUCCAAACGGUUUUGAUUCGGUGAUUAUAUCCGGUUGAAUCACGAAGGUAGUCUCCCGGUCCCUUUUUAUUGUAUCGAUUUACUUUUUUACUAAACCUAACGUUAAAAAAGCACUGAAGUAUGAUAGAAUUUUGUUUAUUUUCUUGGUGAUGUGAGAAUUACUCCUCUGUUACUAUCAGGUGAAGAGAACAAAAGCCAAAAAAAAAAAGGGAGUAGCCUAUUUUGAUACUCAUGGCGGAUCAGCUAAUGGAUCUCCCGCAUACCACAGGAGCAAGUUUUGCAAAGACUUGCUUCAAUGGGUUCAAUGCCCUAUCAGGAAUUGGAUUGCUUACCACCCCUUAUGCACUUUCAAAAUCUGGAUGGUUAAGUCUUGGUCUUCUUCUAGUUAUGGCAAUAACAACUUGCUACACUGGAAUCUUGCUCACCAAAUGCUUGAACACGAAUAGAUCAAUGAAGACAUAUUCUGACGUGGCUUUCCGGGCAUUUGGGCGAAAGGGCAGAAUAUUCGUUUCCAUUUUCUUAUACCUAGAGGUUUACCUAGUCCCAACAGGAUUGCUGAUAAUGGAGGCUGAUAAUUUAGUUAAGUUAUUCCCACACCUUGGAGUCAAGGGAGUCAAUUUCGGUGGACUUCACGUGGCAGGAAAACCAUUUUUCACAAUGCUUGUGGGUCUGAUAAUAUUACCUUCGAUGUGGUUAAAGGACCUGAGAUUGCUUUCCUACAUCUCUUUAUGUGGGAUACUUUCAACCAUUGUUAUCAUCAGCGCCAUUGUUUGGGUUGGUAUUGAUGAAGUAGGGUUCUCCGCAGCAGGAGAGAUAUUCGAUUGGAAAGGACUUCCUACUGCUCUUAGUUUGUAUGCAUUUUGUUAUGGAGCUCAUCCAGUCUUUCCAGUCCUAUAUUCUUCAAUGAAACAAAAAAAUCACUUCUUCAAGGUUUUGCUCAUCACUUUUUUCCUAUGCACUGUAAACUACAUGCUGGUGGCGAUUCUUGGCUAUUUGAUGUUUGGCAAGAAUGUCCAAUCUCAAGUGACACUGAACAUGUCUACAAAACUCAGCUCAAAAAUAGUCAUAUACACCAGUUUAGCUGCUCCGAUGGUUAAGUAUGCACUGAUAAUCUCACCAAUAGCAGAUGCCAUUGAGAUGAAUUUACCGAGUAAAUGGAAAAGCAAGCUGGUUUGGAUACUCGUAAGGACAUUGUUAUUGGUUAGCACAGUUGUAGUGGCUUUAGUUUUUCCCUAUUUUGAGUCACUAACGGGACUUGUUGGAGCAAUUCUUUGCGUAACGAUUUCCAUCUUGCUUCCAUGUAUUUGCUACUUGAAGAUAUUUAGUCUAUACCAGAAGUUUGAUGUGGAAGUUUUGAUUAUUGGAAGCAUUAUGGUUAUGGCUGUAGCUGUUGGUGUGAUGGGCACAUAUGCAUCUGUUAAAACGAGAGAGUGAUGUUUUUUCUACCAAAUGUUCUGGAUGUAGACCUGUUCGGUAUAAUGUUUUUCUCCAUCCGUGGACGUAUGAGGAUGACUGUUCUGUCGAAGUCGAUCUAAGUUCAUGAAGUUGUACUUGCACAUUGGAUGGCCGGUUUAAAGUUACAAAAGUUCGGAAUUUCUUUCUCUGAUCGAUUAGUCUAAUAAGUAUUCUCAAGUGUUUGCAUUUCAAAACCAAGAAUUCUAUUCCAGCAGAUAUCAGACACGACCUUUAAAUAAUUAACCUACAUUUUGUAGUUUCCAAAGAACACAGACAUAUAAGGAGCAGAGAUCGAGUAAGAAGGACUGUGACGAGUUGACGACUGUCAGUAAUUACAGAGGAGAAUAAUUACCUAUCUGCAAAAGACCAGUACUUUGAAAAAUGGUUUUGAUCGAGUUUGAUUCUAUUUCCUCGAACCUCCUCACACACGGUUAUAUAGAGUUAAUUAUUUCGUUAUACUUCUCUUUCUCUUAUGUAGGCAGUAAUAUAGAGGACCCUAAUAUAGAUCUGUGUUUUUUUAUUUUUUAUUUUUAUAAUUAUUAUGAUUUUGUUUGGAAUAUUUUUGUGGUGGUUAUUGCAAAGAAAAUAAAACU
Rosa rugosa (rugosa rose) is the source of this 2591-nucleotide messenger RNA. RefSeq names its product amino acid transporter AVT1I-like. NCBI's taxonomy places the organism in Eukaryota, Viridiplantae, Streptophyta, Magnoliopsida, Rosales, Rosaceae. The transcript has 3 exons. Gene Ontology annotation, molecular function: amino acid transmembrane transporter activity. The record is from RefSeq and is a predicted model, not a curated record. Gene Ontology annotation, cellular component: vacuolar membrane. Bases 775 to 1977 code for a protein of 400 amino acids. Gene Ontology annotation, biological process: amino acid transmembrane transport.